AUGGGUCGCGAGCCUCGGUCCGCCAAAGCCUCAGAUCUGCCAACAGAGGAAGACUGCAAACGCGCUCAAAAGUUCAAUCCUCCAGGAGUUCUAGCUAUUGAAUAUGGAAUGAAAAAGAAUAAUUUCUACCGGAACUUGGGGCUUGUGGCUGGCUAUCUCAAGAACUGCGGUACUACUAACCAACUACAUAGAAUCGUCAAUUCGGUUAGUGAUAUAUUCAAGCAAUAUGACACAAUGAGACGGGAUGCCUGGGAAGGGGCCACCGUCCCUUGUGCUACACUCUUCGAUUUCCUUGAAGAGUGUAAGUAUGAUCUACGGCUCUCCGUUCUGGUGAAUGAAAAAGAUAUCCCGUCAAAAGAAGACAUUGAACGCGUUUGCAGCGGCAUCCAUGACUUGGUUGCUCCCUUAGUAACCUGCAACGUACUGGUAAAGGUCAUCAAUCGUGUUCCUCAGCAUUUUGCUGAAGUCUACCAGUACUCACCUGCACAGUUAAAGUACUUACCAUUGUUUGAGGAUCUUCACCGGGCCUAUGCGCUUCUUCGUAUGUGGUACUAUCUCAAUACAGAAAACAAGAUGAACGAUCUGCGGUGGACACCUAGAAGACAGUGUAGUAAAAAUGCCAAAGUCAUACACUAUCUCGACACCUAUACAGCGCCUCCCAAUGAAAAAUUAUCUGGCUUGAAAGAAGAGCUUGAUACUUAUUUUGAACCGGUGAAGCAGGCGAAGGAGGAAGACAACUAUGAUCAACAAUACCAGACCAUUACUGGAAACUUAGGUACACUGGAUAAUCCAAUAAACGAAACAAAAGUCAGUCAGGGGAUCUUCCGUUAUGCGGGUAUCCCAAUUCUAUCACAGAAGGAGACCGACAUGCUGGAUCUUGACAUUGACAACUUAUUAACCCCGCUCAAUGGAUCUCUGGGCCUUGCUUUAACGAUAGCCACUAUGCUAGAGCAAGAAAGGGUAGCCUGGUCCUGCCGACUUCACUUACAACCCACUCUCCGGGCGCGUAUCUUCACCCACUCGAAGAGUAUUAAUAGGAGACUUGUAACAUACGACCUAUUAUAUCCAUCUUUCAUGAUUGGAAUUCAAGACAUGGGCAAAGUUGUGAAGCCUAUGAAACCAACUUUAGUAUGCAUCCAAUCGGCAGCGUCUUUAGGUUGGUACGAGGAUUAUAUCCAGCAUUUUGCUCUUAAACUACGCAUCUUUUUCGUUGGAUCAUGCUUUAAUAAUCCUCACGUCCCAGGGACAUCCAAUAUCACCGUUCAUUCAUUUCAUCAGGCUAUGCUGGAACCCGAAAAUUCUCCCCUAUUUCCUUAUCCUGAUGAUCAGGGCUGGACAGUCUUCAUCGUUCCUCACUCAAAGCUAAAGGAAUAUACAGUUGAGCCGCUUUAUAAAUGGGGGGCAACCGGAGAAACCAACUCUGGCUGCGGUAAAGCCAUGGCAUCUACUACGGUUACGACAGAAACUGAGGAUCCGUAUUUGCAGGCCGAGGCUGCUAAACUUGAUGCGUUCAUUGUUAACCAUAGCUCCCAAUUUACAAAGAAGUUAUAUCGAAUAGUGGUUGACCAAGCACAUAUAGCUAGACGUACCAGCCCUGACGUUAUGCCUGUUGUCACCAUACUAAACCAGGAUUUUACAUGGUUGGUAGCAGAGUCAACCCAACCGGAGGAGAUAACGGACCUAUCUAUUUAUAGUCAUGUUUUAUAUAAUCCCGAGCGGGAACUUGAUCUUUCAGAAGAUUUCCUAAAGGCAAAUACGUUACAAAAGUUUGAGGCUGCCGAAUCCGAUGAUGAGCUCCUGGAACUGUUCAAUCCGCUGAAUAUUCGGCGCCUGGCGGUUGAUGGCCAUAUUAAGACGGAAGAUGCCGAACGUACAAUCCCAUUUUUGCUGCAAGAGUGCAUGAUUCAGGCCACUUGUGGCUCCGAGGUCAACAGGAAAAGGAAACGAGAGGAAGAUAUAGAAGACACCACGGCUAUUAGGACGGAGCCUGGAAUAUUUUUGUGGCAAGGCAUUUUCUACAAGGCAACGGCUGGGAAGGGAAAUCUAGCGGAUGAUCUAUAG
This is a messenger RNA of Microsporum canis CBS 113480, 2061 nucleotides long. RefSeq lists its product as uncharacterized. The coding region runs from base 1 to 2061 and encodes 686 amino acids. The transcript is spliced from 2 exons. NCBI's taxonomy places the organism in Eukaryota, Fungi, Ascomycota, Eurotiomycetes, Onygenales, Arthrodermataceae. The record is from RefSeq and is a predicted model, not a curated record.